Messenger RNA from Pochonia chlamydosporia 170, 1440 nucleotides. Its product is annotated as FKBP-type peptidyl-prolyl isomerase. The transcript is spliced from 4 exons. NCBI's taxonomy places the organism in Eukaryota, Fungi, Ascomycota, Sordariomycetes, Hypocreales, Clavicipitaceae. Gene Ontology annotation, cellular component: nucleolus; chromatin. The record is from RefSeq and is a predicted model, not a curated record. Gene Ontology annotation, molecular function: macrolide binding; peptidyl-prolyl cis-trans isomerase activity. Bases 1 to 1440 code for a protein of 479 amino acids.
AUGUCUGCCGUUCCUGGUCCCGUUUACGGCCUUGAGGUCCCGCCUGGCGAGAUCUUGAUCCCGGCUUCCAUGGACUUCCCUGCUUCUUUCCGCAUCACCAUGGCUGCCUUGGACCCUACUGAGGAGCCCGAGGCUGAUGAGGAGGGCAACGUCCCCGCCGUUCCUCGCGCUACCCUGCGACUUGUCAAGCGCGCCUUCCCUGGGCUUGAUGACGAGGACGAGGACGACGAGAUUGAUGACGAGUACAUGAAGGCUUUGCUGGCUGCUUCUGACGAUGAUGACGAUGAGGACGAGGAGGAGGAAGCCAAUGGUGGCCCCAGCGACCCCGCCAAGGCUAAGAAGCAAAAGCAGGCUGCUGCCAUCAAGAAGCUUCUUGAGGCUACGCAGGACGAUGAGGACGAGGAUGAGGACGAGGAUAUGGAGGAUGCCAAGCCCAAUGGUGUUAAGAGCAAGGCCAAGGGCAAAGGCAAGGCCAAGGCUGUUGAGGAGGAUGACGAAGACGAGGAAGAUGAUGAGGAGGAAGAUGAUGAGGAUGAUGAUGACAGUGACGACGGUGCUGACCUCGAGAACUUCGUGGUUUGCACUCUUGACACUGAGCGAAACUACCAGCAGCCCCUUGACAUCACUGUCAAUCACGGCGAAAAGGUCUUCUUUGUCGUCACUGGUACUCACACUGUUUACCUCACUGGCAACUACAUCAUGGACGACGAGGACGACUACGACAGCGAGGAUGACGAGGAGGACUACGACUUUGACCCCGAGGAGCUCGACUAUGCUAUGGGCGAGGAUGCUAGCGACGACGAGAGUGACGAGCUCGAUGAUGUUGAGGACCCCCGCGUCACUGAGGUCGACUCCGAGGAGGAUGAAGCCCCCAAGCUGGUUGAGUCCAAGAAGGGCAAGAACAAGCGUGCCGCCGAGGAAGCUGAGGGUCUUGACGAGAUGAUUGCCAAGGCCUCCGAUUCUAAGAAACAGCAGAAGAAGCUCAAGAACAACAAGGGCGAGGCUGUUGCCGCUGAGGAGGGCAAGAAGGACAAGAAGGUUCAGUUUGCCAAGAACCUCGAGCAGGGCCCUACUGGCUCUGGUAAGCAGGCUGGCAAACCUGCCACUGGCGUCAAGGUUGUUCAGGGCGUUACCCUUGACGACCGCACCAUUGGAAAGGGCCGCACUGUCAAGAGCGGCGACACUGUUGGUGUCCGAUACAUUGGCAAGCUUGCCAACGGCCAGCAGUUUGACGCCAAUAAGAAGGGCAAGCCUUUCUCAUUCAAGGUUGGCAAAGGCCAGGUCAUCAAGGGCUGGGACGUCGGUGUUGUCGGUAUGGCCAUCGGUGGUGAGCGACGAUUGACUAUUCCUGCUCAUUUGGGAUACGGCUCUCGUGGCAUGCCCGGUAUUCCCGCCAACAGUCAAUUGACCUUCGAUGUCAAGCUCCUCGAGAUCAAAUAG